Setaria italica (foxtail millet) is the source of this 1846-nucleotide messenger RNA. Its product is annotated as ribosome production factor 1. Lineage: Eukaryota; Viridiplantae; Streptophyta; Magnoliopsida; Poales; Poaceae. The transcript is spliced from 11 exons. Gene Ontology annotation, molecular function: rRNA primary transcript binding. Gene Ontology annotation, biological process: maturation of 5.8S rRNA; maturation of LSU-rRNA. Bases 469 to 1557 code for a protein of 362 amino acids. The record is from RefSeq and is a predicted model, not a curated record. Gene Ontology annotation, cellular component: preribosome, large subunit precursor; nucleolus.
UUCAAGAUUUCACCUAUUCCUUCUUUCUGGCCUCCAAAGUUUUAUGUGAGAGCAUCUCUACAUAACUAAACCGUUGUGAUUUUUUAUUCUUAUGGAGAUUCAAAAAAUUUCAUGAGAAAGUCUCUUAAUGCAAACCCCAUUCUAAAAACAUUUUGAAAGUUUCAUUUUUUUUUCAAAAAUGCUGUAGGAGUAAUUUACCAAUUGUGAAAUGGGCAAUGAGAACAGAGCCCGAAUCUAAGCCCACUACGUAUUCCAGCCCGUUGUCACGGAUUAAGCCCAAAAUUCCCAGCCCAUUCUCACAGAAUAAGCAAGCCCAAAAGCACAACCCUCUUCUUGAAGGGCCCGGGCGACCUGGCCACGAGCAGCCAGCCACCGGCGCUCUCUCCCGCCUCCCUAUCCCCUAACCCUAGCCGCCGCCACCGACGCCUAAACCCUCGCCGCACUAACCGCAGCGACCUCUCGGCGGCGAUGGCGAAGGAGAAGAAGCGGAAGGAGCCUCCCUCCGACGCGGCGCCUCCUCAGGGCGGCGAGGGCGAGGGGAAGAGGGAGCGCAAGGGUAAGAAGGCGAAGAAGCAUAAGGCGGAGGCGAUACUGCCGUCGCAGAUCAAGAACAAGGAGAAGCGGAGCGAGCUGCACGCCAAGCUCAAGCGCGAGAAGAAGGCCGAGAAGCGCAAGCUCGCCCGCGAGCGCAGCCAGGCCAUCCGCCGCGCCGAAGAGCUCGGGGAACAGCCGCCGGAGAGGCAGGUGCCGCGGACGAUCGAGAACACCAGGGAGCCCGAUGAGACUGUGUGCCGGCCUGACGACCAGGAGUUGUUUGCAGGAAAUGAUGCAGAUGAAUUCAAUGCAGUUCUAAAACAGCACAUAAUCCCAAAAGUAUUGAUUACCACAUGCCGCUUCAAUUCAGGGAGGGGACCUGCCUUUAUUGAGGAGUUGAUGCAAGUGAUACCGAAUUCUCAUUAUGUUAAAAGGGGAACAUAUGAACUCAAGAAAAUUGUGGAAUAUGCACAGAAUAGGGACUUCACCUCACUUAUUGUUGUCCACACAAAUCGAAGAGAACCUGAUGCCCUACUUAUCAUGGGGUUACCUGAUGGCCCCACUGCACAUUUCAAACUAUCCAAACUUAUUCUACGGAAGGACAUAAAGAACCAUGGCAACCCUACCAGUCAUAAGCCAGAGCUAGUCUUGAACAAUUUCACCACACGCCUUGGUCAUCGUGUUGGAAGGAUGAUACAAUCCCUUUUUCCCCAAGACCCCAAUUUCCGUGGGCGCCGUGUUGUGACCUUCCAUAAUCAGCGAGACUACAUAUUUUUCCGUCAUCACAGGUACAUCUUUGAGACAAAAGAAAGCAAGGUUGCUUCGAAGGACAAGAAAGCUAAGACAUCUGAAAGCAAAAGCCAACCUGAGAAGCAAGUGAUUUGUCGCCUUCAGGAAUGUGGUCCUCGCUUUACUCUAAAGCUGCUCACCUUGCAACAUGGGACCUUCGACACGAAAAGCGGGGAGUACGAGUGGGUUCACAAGCCGGACAUGGAUACAAGCAGGAGAAGGUUCUUCUUGUGAUGGAGCGUGGAUGCCCAAACGGGUGGAAUUGUUCUGUUGAGUCUUUGAAAUUUGUGUAGAGAGGAUGCUUUGCACGUAGAAUCCAUAAAUCGGUGUGACGGACUUUGGCCAUGUUUGGAACAGUUUAAAGCUUAAAUCUUGCUUAUGGUCAAUAUAUGGUCAAUAUAAUCUGAAACUAGUAGGCAAACGGCUCAUUUUUUUCAGCUUUUUCUGGCCGUGUUUCUCCCAACCGCUUCCAUCUGUACUAAAACGCGCAGAAGCUGGAUCAAAUCUGCUUUUUAGGGAAGCA